Molecule: messenger RNA, 420 nt
Organism: Coprinopsis cinerea okayama7#130
Lineage: Eukaryota; Fungi; Basidiomycota; Agaricomycetes; Agaricales; Psathyrellaceae
Product: peptidyl-prolyl cis-trans isomerase pin4
Exons: 4
Coding region: 1-420 (139 amino acids)
Biological process (GO): rRNA processing
Molecular function (GO): peptidyl-prolyl cis-trans isomerase activity; DNA binding
Source: RefSeq, a predicted model, not a curated record
AUGGCAAAGAAAGACAAGGCCUCUGGCUCUGGUGCCUCCAACGACAAAGGUGGUAAAGGAAAGGGCAAGGCGAAGCCAAAACCUGAGGAUGUCGAGGAAAAGGGCAAGGGCAAAGGCGGCUUGAAGGCAGCGACUGCCGUUAAUGUUCGCCAUAUCCUGUGCGAGAAGCACUCGAAGGCUUCAGAGGCACUUCAGAAAAUCCAGGAAGGGCAAGCCUUUAACAAGGUCGCCCAGGAAUACUCUGAGGAUAAGGCCAAGGCUGGAGGAUCGCUGGGCUGGAUGGUGAGAGGCAGCAUGGUUGGUGCUUUCCAAGACGCAGCGUUCGCCCUCACACCUUCGACUGUCGACAAACCCAUCACCUCUGGCCUUGUGAAGACCAACUUUGGUUACCAUAUCAUCAUGGUGGAAGGCAGAAGAUAA